AUGUUAUUGGCGUGUGUUCUGCGGGUCGUGCGGUGCUACAGCUCCGGAAAGGUGACUGGGGCGUGUGACAAUAUGACACCGCAACACAAACCAGGCGCGCAGCAAAGCACCGCUCCAUUCAGAGUCACCACUGACCGUAUCAGCUUCAAGGAGGGCGAUGAAAUCAUAGACACAAACCCCCCAGAGUUACCUCCACCAUCUUUGGUGUUCCUGGUGUCCCUUGUGUCUCUGAAGCUUCUUGGAGUGGAUGCUGCAGGUCGUGGUGGGCCCCCUUUUUGUAUGUUGAGGUACUGCAGUGCCAGCUUGUACGACGGCAUCUUCGGCUCCUUCCUCAGGAAUGCUGGAGGGUUGACGUUGGUGCUGCUGGACUGGUCUCCUGGUGCUGGGGUUGAGAAUUCUGCAGUUUCUCACACAUCAGGUUCAUCUAAAUCCUCCAUCCAGGCAAUAUGGAGGGCCCCCACAUCAGGCAACCUCGGCUCCAUACAAUUCAGUGCAUCCUUUGUAAAAGAUUACUCCACCUUCUGGGUUGGAGUAAGAAGUUCUCCAGUUACAUACAUCACUGCUGUAUCCCCAGCUAACAGCACAUCCACACCCAUCACCUCUACCACCUCCUUCGCCUUAUCCUCAAAAUUGUCCAACUCCAGCGCUGGAUGUGGCAGCAGUAAGGUCUGUUUUAUCCAACCUCUGAACUGUGACCCUGGGGUCAGCCCAGACUGUUACUUCCUGUCUGCUAUGACCUCUCCCGGUGAUACAGCCGUCCAGUUGGAGAUGACCGGCCCUUCAGAUGGCUACAUCGCCAUCGGCUUCUCAGAUGACCAGAGGAUGGGAAAUGAUGACAUCUAUAUUUGUGGACGGGACAGUGGCGGGCUCAUCCAAUUGCAACACGCCUUUUCAACAGGAAGGAAUAUACCGGAUAUACUUCCUCUGGGAAAUGUUUCUGAUGUUAAAUCCUCAGUGAAUAAUAAUAUAAUUAGCUGUUCCUUCACGACUAUGAACCCCAUCUCAACUCAACGAUCUGCAGGGUCCAGUUCCCUCUACUAUCUCAUGAUCGUUCACGGGCCCACCAGUAAUGGGAUAAUCGGGUUUCAUACUGGCACCUUCAUCAGUGACACUAAAGUGGAUAUUUCAAGUCCUCAAGUUGCUACAAGUGAAAAUGAGCCACCCAUUAUUAAAGCACAUGGUUCCUUGAUGUUGAUAGCGUGGAUGACCACAGGUAGUUUGGGAAUGAUCAUAGCCAGGUAUAUGAAAGGUGUGGCCAAGGGGAAACAUCAUUUUGGGAAAGAUGUUUGGUUUCUGAGUGACUGGGAGAAAGUGUCAAGCAGGCGGUCACUUGUGUUUGCGAGGAGCUAUACUGUUAAGCAAGCAGACUGA
Coregonus clupeaformis (lake whitefish) is the source of this 1371-nucleotide messenger RNA. Its product is annotated as putative ferric-chelate reductase 1. Lineage: Eukaryota; Metazoa; Chordata; Actinopteri; Salmoniformes; Salmonidae. The transcript has 10 exons. The record is from RefSeq and is a predicted model, not a curated record. Bases 1 to 1371 code for a protein of 456 amino acids. Gene Ontology annotation, molecular function: oxidoreductase activity, acting on metal ions.